Debaryomyces tyrocola is the source of this 5991-nucleotide messenger RNA. Lineage: Eukaryota; Fungi; Ascomycota; Pichiomycetes; Serinales; Debaryomycetaceae. The record is from the annotation of a GenBank genome assembly.
AUGUCAUUCAAGGAAUUAUUACUAGAAAUUGGCCCAGAACAUUUGUUACCUGAGAAGUUAUUGCCGUCCUUCUUACAAUUGAAGCCGAAUGAAAUUGAUCAAAGUGUUGCUUUAAUAUUGGCAGAAAUUUUGAUUCCCGGAUCUCAAGGGUUAUCAAAUACUAAUGGCGGCGUCACCGGAUUAACGUUAGCUAACAAUUUACCAGAAGCCAAUGCUAAGGGUGCACAAUUACAGGCAUGCUUACGUUCGAUUGAUUCGGAUUCUAAAUUUAAUAUAGACUGGUAUAAAGUUUUUUCUCAUGUUCAAGAAAAUUUAUUUGAUUCAUCCAAAAGAAAUCUUCAACCAUCUGUUGCAAAUAUCACUCAACUUUUGUCAUCCUUAGAUUUCAAAGUGGGUAUUAUAGAUGUCUUUUUGAAUUUUGAUUGGUGGUUUAGUAAAACGUUGUUGUAUAUUUUGCAAACUUUGGAUCCGCAGCAAGGUGGUUAUGAUGUGACUGCGCUGAAAAACAUAACACUUUGUUUUGAUAACGACGACGACGAUGAUAACGAUAAUGAUGACAACAAACAACCUCAACAAAGAAGAAAUAUUUUACGUUUUGUUAAUAUUGGUAAAUUAGAAUUAUUGGUUUUGACUAAGGUUUCUCAACAAAAUCAACAAACACAAAAUCAGGUUCCGGAAAAGGAAAGAAAGUUAAAUAUUUAUUUAAGUCAGGUAUUUGAACAUGAUUAUCGUGUAUUCCCUGAAUACUUAAUUGCUGCGGCAUUAACUAUUGUGGACAAGAAUACUUUUAUCAUUGACUUAAUAGAUACAUUGUUCACGUUAUUGAUGGACAGUAAUACACCAGCAUUGGAUAAAGUAUUGAUUAAAUUCAAGGAAUUAGACGUUCAGUUGGCUCUUAAUAAAUUGAUCGAUUAUUACACCAAAAGGGCAACGCCUGAAGCUAUUAACAAAAUUGUUAAAACGGCUACAAAGUUAGACUUGAUUGAUGAAUUACUUGAGAAACUCUUACCAUUGAAUUUUAAGUUGGGAUUAACAUUUGCGAUCGAUGCCACUAAUUAUGGAUAUGAUUGUAAGCGAAUUAUUCAAGCCAAUUUUCAAGACAUGCAACAAAGGGGUCCACUCUGCCAAUCAUUAUUAGAAAUUUUAGAGGCUAGGGCUACCCAGGAUUACGAAAGAAGCCAACAACCACAGAUUAAUAAUGAUCUUUACAAAGUAUUGAGGAUUCCUGUCGUAUAUUACUUGUUGGAAAAAUUGAAAUCUAGUAAUGGUCUAAUUGAUGCAGAUAGAUUGAAAAAUUUGCAAUUACUGCUUUUAACCACUUAUCCGAGACUUAUUAAUUUUGGUUGUGGACAUGAUGAAGCUAUUUUAGCGAAUGGUGAAGACUAUAACUUAUUUCCUCCUCAAGUAGAACAGGAAAUGAAAUCUUAUUAUUCUAAGAUGUACAAUAAGGAAAUGGAAAUUAAAGAUAUUGUUGACAUGCUAGUUCGCAUGAAAGUAAGUGACAAUCCACAUGAUCAAGACGUAUUUGCAUGCAUGAUUCAUUCUUUACUUGAUGAAUAUAGAUUUUUCUCAGAGUAUCCGUUAACUGCAUUAGCAUCUACUUCACUCUUGUUUGGUGCUUUAUUACAAAAAGAUUUGAUUCAGGGUACUACAUUAACUGUUGCACUAAACUUUAUCUGGGAAUCAUGCAAUCAACCACAAGAUUCGCAUUUAUUCAAAUUUGCAGUUCAAUCUUUGUACAACUUCAAGUCUAGGUUACAUGAAUAUCCAAUUUAUUGUAAGCAUUUAUUAGAAUGUCAAUCUUUAUCGGCUCAUGCCAAGAUGUUUCAAAUAGUAAAAGAUGCAGCUAAUGGUAUUCCAUGUCCUGAUUCGUCUGCUCCAUCAGGCAGUCAACCUCAAUCUGCGGAUGGUACUGGUGUAUCAUCAAAGACGCCAGAUAAUUCAGCACCAUUGUAUCAAUCUAUCACUGUUUCAGACAAGCAAAUAGGUUCGAUACAACAAGAAAAGCCAGCUGAAAGUAUUUCAGACAAAUUGUUAUUCUUCGUCAAUAAUAUGACUGAUGAUAAUUUGGCAUCUAAAUUGCCUGAAAUUAAAGAUUUGUUAUCAGAAAAUUACUUUUUAUGGUUUGCCAAUUACUUAGUUGCGGAUAGAGCGAAGGCGGAGCCAAACAAUCAUAAGCUAUAUGCUACCCUUGUUGAGACUUUGGACAAUACAAUUUUCUACGAAUAUGUGUUAAAUUUCUCUUUGAAAGAAGCUGAGCACAUAAUCAGGAAUUUUAAGGAUUCAUCCAUUGAAAGAGUUCAGUUGAAGAAUUUAGGUUCUUGGCUUGGUAAAAUUACUUUAGCCAAUGAUAGACCUUUGAGAAGAGAUCAAAUUGCAUUAAAGUUCUUAUUAGUUGAAUCUUUUGAUUUCAAGUCUUUGCAUUUAAUUAUUCCAUUUGUUUGUAGAAUUUUGGACCAAGCUCAAUAUUCCAAGAUUUUCAAUCUUCCUAACCCAUGGUUGCUAGGGAUAAUCAAAGUAUUAGCAGAACUUUAUGAAUGUGCGGAUUUGAAAUUAAAUUUAAAAUUUGAAAUCGAAGUUUUAUUAAAUGUAUUUAAAAAGAAACUCAAAGAUAUUGAACCAUCAACUAUAGUUAGAAGUCAUAACCCAAAUCCUACUGCUUUAGCGGCUAUGUUUGGUAUCCGCCCUGAGACGGUCACUUUAACAAGUGAUAUGUCAAGGUUGGCACUUGAUUCUUCAGAGCCUUUUGCUCCAGAGGGACCAAAUGUGCAGUUACAACAGCUUCAAUUACAACAACAAGGUCAGGGUCAAAAUGUUCCUCCUGCUCUUCAACAGGCCAGGGGAAGUAUUGAUGAAGUUAUAUCUUCAGCAGGUGGAACUGUUCCAGGUCAAAAUGCGCCAACUACGACACAGUUGGAUACUUCGUUUAGUACAUUAAUUGGUAAUACAAUUUUCACUCAGAAUCCUAAUUUGAGACGCGCAUUUCAAGCUUCAUUAUCCCGUGCAGUUCGUGAAUGUGCAGUUCCUAUUUUGAGUAGGGUCUCUGAAGCAGUGUUAACUACGACAGAAGCUAUGAUCAGAAAGGAUUUUGCUUGUGAGCCAGAUGUUGCUAAAUUCCGCAAGGGUUAUCAAAGCUUAGCCUAUCAAUUGUCUCAUAGUAUGGUUGUUUGCAGCGGGCGCAAAAUAUUAAGUGAAACUAUCGAAGCAACUAUGUUACAACUCCUUGGCAAUCAAAUCAACCCUAAUGAAUUACCAUUAGCAGAAUUGUCAUUGGCUGUUCAAAGCAAUGUUGAUUUAUGCGUAGAGAUCGUGGAUAAAAUUGCAGCUGGUAAUAUAAGCGAAUUGAUCGAUGAAAAAAUGCAGAAAUAUAUUUUGAAUCGUGAGAAGCGCAAUCCAAAUGAGCCUUUUAUAGAAGAAGGCACAUCCGAUUAUGCUUUGAAGUUACCACAACCAUUGGGUUUGAAGCAAGAUGGUCUUAAUGCCAAUCAAUUAAGAAUAUAUGAAACUUUCGGUACAAAUGGCCCGGUAGCGAAUACUGAUUCGAAUUUGAGUGGACAGGCUCCUGUUCAAGCUGGUGCUAGUACUAUUCCUGAAGCAUCGCCAGCAGUUAUGGGUGCGGCAGCUCCUGUCGGACAAUUAACUCCUCAACAGCAAUUAGCACUUUUACAACAAGAAGACACAACCGUUUCUAUUGAUCAACUCUUUACAGCAAUUACACAGAAUUGUGAAAAGGCAAUUCAAUUAUUGAAAGAUGCAACGGAGACAAAAUUGGCAGAACUUACACCCGAGCACCCAAUUAUGAUCGCUUUGACACAUGCUUUAACUAUAGCUCAAAGUAAUGCAUUGAAAUAUCCUGAAUUAUUAUUGAAGGCCGCACAAUAUACUGUUAAUUGUCUUUUCACGCAAGGACACGAAAACCCAAUGAGUAAUGAAAUUUAUGUUGUUGUUUUAGAUAAGUUAUGUGAGUACUCCCCUUCUACUGCUAAAGAUGUUACUUGGUGGCUUGUACAUUCUUCAGAUCAAAGGAAAUUUAACAUGCCUGUUAUUUUUUCAUUAUUGAAAGUUCAAUUAGUUCAGCCAAUCAAAUUAGAUGCUUCAAUUGGAAGACUUAUUAAUGAGUCGAACAGUCCAGUUGUAGCUAAAUUUGCCGCUAAUUUAUUAUUGAAUGUUUUCAGUUCAGAGGAAUUAAGACCAAUUGCUUUAAGGUCAGAAUUUGGUUUCACUUUGGAUGCAUUAUCUAAAUAUGAUGGUGAUGAUUCGACAGACGAACAUAAAUUGGCUAAACAAGCUCGUGACAACUUAUUUGAAUUAUUAGACAAGUCAGCGCUUCCCUCAUCAACGGCGACAGAAACACAGCCUGAGCUUUACGGCCAAAUGGGUUAUAUAUUCGCUGAAUGGAUCAAAUUAUUGGCACAUGGUGACAAUAGUGAAUCAUUGCAAUCUCAAUUCAUUGAAAGCUUAUUGCAUAACGAGAUUUUAACUGAUCCAGAUUACUUCGAGAUUUUUUUCAAGGCCGCUACUGAGAUUUCUGUUACAUCUUUUGCUACAGAACAUGAAUUAAGAACCAGAACGCAACGUGAAACCUACCUCGCUGUUGAUGCAUUAGCAAUUUUAAUUGUGAAGGUAAUAUUAAGCUUUGAAAAAGAGAAUUCUUAUGAAGCACUUGAAUAUUUGAAAAAUAUUAUCGGAAUAGUUAUUUUGGUAUUGACAAAUGAUCAUGAAACAUUCAAAGGAAGUUGGAAUGAGCGUGCUUACUUUAGAAUUUUCUCGUCCUUAUUAUGUACUUGGAACGAUGCUUCAAUGCUAGAUGAAAAGGCUACUAUCCAUUUAGAUGAUCAAUUUUAUCCAUUCAUCGGCGAAGUUUUCAACUCACUUCAACCUAUUGUCUACCCUGGGUUUACUUUUGCUUGGAUAUUCUUGGUUAGUCACAGAAUGUUUUUACCAAGAUUGCUUGAACUACCAGAAAGACGUGGCUACAGCAUUGUUGUCAAGUUAUUGACAGGUAUUUUGAAGUUUGAAUCCAUUUAUUCGAAAGACGAAUUUGUUCAGCAUGAUGUUAUUAAUGUUAUUUUUAAAGCGAUAAAUCGGAUCUUUACUGGUUUGGCUCAUGACUAUCCUGAAUUCUUGGUAGAGUGUCAUUAUCAAUUAGUGACAGCUAUUCCUGAUAAUUACAUUCAGUUGAAAAAUAUAAUUUUGUCAGCUACUCCGUCCAAUAUUCCGGUUAUCGAUCCUUUUACUCAAGGCUUAAAGGUGGAACGAUUACCUGAAAUACAUGAUUCGCCCAUUAUUGCGUACAAGCCAGUUGAAGAUUUAGUCAAAGUUGGUUUGAAAAAACCAGUCGAUAACUUCUUGCGUAUUCCAGCACCUACUUUAAUGAGAAGUAUAUAUACUGGUAUGAAAUUAAAUCACCCUAGAGAUCUGGCUGAUUUUGGAUUCGAUACUGUUCACUACAAUGUGAAAUUAAUUAACACAUUGGUAUUACAUGUUGGUAUAUCAGCAGUUGCGGAUAGAUUGCCAAAUAACAGGGGAUUCAAUACUAAAUCAUCGAAUGUAACGUUAUUGGUGGAUUUAAUGAACCAUGGUUCCCUGGAAUUCAAAUUUCAUUUAAUAAAUGCCAUUGCUAACCAAUUGCGUUAUCCGAACAGUCAUACACAUUGGUUCAUUGGAAUCAUUUUACAUUUCUUUAGCUCGAACUCCAUUUGGGGUUCUGCUGCAACCAAGACGACAGUACAAGAAUUGAUUACUAGAGUCUUAUUAGAGAGACAUAUUGUCAACAAGCCUCAUCCUUGGGGCUUAACCAUCGUAUUUACGGAAUUGGUAAAGAACGGUGACUAUGGCUUCUUUGAUUUGCCAUUUGUUAAGGCCGCGCCUAAUGAAUUAAAGGUAGUUUUUGAAGCUUUGGCAAGAAAUGUCAAAGGUGGUGUAACAUUACCGGCUCAAUCAGCCACUGAAUCAGGUCCAUCUUCAUUAUCGGAAGCUCCUGCUUCUUGA